GUUAGUGUUUGUAGUCAGCGGCCAGAGUCCCACUCUGUUUUUUUUAGUUAAGAGGAUGAGAAACUUCAGGUUAUUCUGCACUAACUUGCUUGGCUUGUGUUUUUUAUUUUCUGACUCUCAGACUGAGGGAUUCGGGGACUCUGGUUCUCUACCACCAACACCAAACAUUAGUCAUUUUAGUGACAAACAAAGCCUUGGGGUGAGUUGGCCGAGGAACCAAGGAGCCUCAGAGAGGGAUGUUUAUGAGAUCCAGAUCAGCCGUACUGAAAAUCACACUAUUAUUUACAAUAGAAAUGUGAGCAUAUCUGCAGGGGACUCAGCUCAGUACACUUGGACAUGGCUCUCUGAUUUGCCUCUGGAGUGUGUCGAUCACUCAGUCAGAAUGCGAAGUUUUUGUCACCAAACUGGCCCGAGUCCUUGGAGCAACUGGAUAACCAACCAUGGAACCAAAGCAAGGGAUAAGUUCAAGAUAUUUCCUUCUCAAUCGGUACUGAAGGAGGGAAGUAAUGUCAUGUUCUGCUGUGUUGCCCCUGUGGGUGUAAACAUCACAAGCAUCACCUUUAAGGACAUGCCAUACCCUCUUUUGAACAUUGGAGAUGGGGUUAAGGCUAUUUUAGUAUCCAAUCUGGCAAUCCCAACCAACCUCAUCAAAAUACUGUCAGUCACCUGCACUGAUUCAGCAGGAAAGACCAGCUCUGUGGGAAAAUCUGUCAGCUUUCCUCCCCAAAGGCCCAGAAACUUGAGCUGUACAACCUCAGACAUGAUAAACAUCAGGUGUAGCUGGGACCCAGGCAGGAAACGAGACCAGUAUGACCGCAACAAUCAGACACAAACUCUCCACAUUGAAAACACAGACCAGGCUCCCAUCCCUUGUCAGUCCUCAUCUUGUAUUUUCCCAGCUGUGCCACAGCGGCAGGAAUACAACAUCCGAGUGGAAGUGAAGGACCAGCUGGGAGAGGAAAUGGCAACCUACAGCUUCAACAUCUCUGACAGAGUGUCCCCUGUGUUGGAGUGGGACAGGGUGAUCCCUGAGGUGACAGAAGUCAGCCUGUCCUGGACUGUACUGGGGAACCUGACUCAGAACAACUUCCUUUGCCAGGUUUCUGUAGAUACAGAAACCAUCAGUAAGCAGACUUUAAGGAGUGAGAAUGGACUCUGCAAAGUCCGCCUGGAAGGCCUGCAUCCAAACAUGGGUUACUCUGCAAAGGCACGGUGUUCUGUCAAUGGGAGACUCUGGGGAAAAUGGACUUGGCCAGUAUUAUUCACAACCUGCCCACUGGUAACCUUGGACCUAUGGAGGAGAAUUGAUUACAGAUCUGAUUCAGACAUUCGUCGCGUUACUCUCCUAUGGAAACCUCAUGUUUUCGGUAGAGCCACCACAGUGAAGAUUCAAGCUUACACAGUCAAGUGGUCACAGGAAGGUCAAACCCUGACAGAGCCGAUGGAUAGCAGACAGAGCCAGGCGGACAUCUCAAUCGGUCCCAAAAAGUGCAACUUUACCGUUCAAGCUGUUCUCAACAAUGGAUCCUCCAUCCCUGCCCACAUCACCAUCCUACCGAAAGACAACUCAGAAAUCCCUCUGUUAAAGAAAAGCCUGAACAAAACCUCAGCUGGAGGUUUUAGUCUGUGGUGGGAUGAGCGGACCUCAGUCACCUGUGGUUACACUGUUGAGUGGUGCAUCCUGGGAGGCUCUGCGUCCUGCACUCUGCAGUGGAUUAAAGUGCCAAAAGGAAAUAAUACUUUGUUCCUACCUCCAGGACAUUUCAAAUCAGGUUGCAGGUAUUCAUUCAAUAUUUAUGGAUGCACAGAACAUGGAGACAAACUACUGGAGAUACAGACUGGAUACACCCAGGAGCUCAGGUCUGUGAAGUACCCAAGUCUAAUCAAACUUGUUAAAAGUACACAUGCAUCUGUAACCCUGGAGUGGCACUACGAUGAAGAGGAUGCAGCUCAGCCUGCAUUCAUCACUGGUUACCUGGUAACAGUGCAGAAAGUGCAAUCGGAUACAGCUCCAGUUUUAUUCAAUGUGUCCGUGGGCGACCCCCGGCAAAAGUCUCUAACCAUCGAGGGUCUGCAGCAGCACCAGGAAUACGUCUGCUCUGUGAGUGCUCUGACUAAAGUCGGGCCCGGAUUACCUGCCAGUAUUACCAUCAGGACCAAAACAAACUAUUUUUCCCACUUGACAAAGAUCCUGACUCCCAUUCUACUACUUCUUGGCUGCACCGCUCUGCUGUGGCCACAAAGAAUACUGCUGAAGAAUGUGUUGAAGAAGAUAUUUGCCUAUCCUGCUGGUAUGAACAUCAAAACUCCUGAGUUUGAAAGCUUCUUGAAUGAGAUUGAUCAGAAGCUACAGUCUCAUAAAGUGGAAGAGUGCAUAGGCUGUGACAUUGAAGUCAUGCACAUCAAACCUUUGUGGCAUGAAAGCACAAUUCUAAGGACCCCUGAGCAUACAAACACAAUGUGCUCUCCUGCUUUCCAGCCAUCUCUUCCUCCUUCCUGCGUCCCACUCCAAACAGGCUACUGCCCUCAGUCUACUGUCCUGCUCUGUGAAAGACCAAUCCAUCAGCAAAUAAUGUGCAUUGCAAACAAAAGCUAUCUGAGCAUGAUCGCUGAGCCACAAGAAGUCGAGUUUACUGAAAUCAGAUCCAGCUUUGAGAAAUUGUGAAAUUGUGAAAUUAUGAAGUACGGCAGAUGUAAGGUGAAGAUUAGCUGAAACAGCCUCAAAAACUGGAUGAGCUGUUAUGAACAAAAUUACAAAUGGUUCUUAAAAAUUCUUACAAAUAAAAAUAAAAAAUGUA
This is a messenger RNA of Girardinichthys multiradiatus, 2798 nucleotides long. It is a transcript of the gene osmr, whose product is annotated as oncostatin M receptor. Gene Ontology annotation, molecular function: cytokine receptor activity; cytokine binding. Gene Ontology annotation, cellular component: external side of plasma membrane; signaling receptor complex. The transcript is spliced from 17 exons. Lineage: Eukaryota; Metazoa; Chordata; Actinopteri; Cyprinodontiformes; Goodeidae. Gene Ontology annotation, biological process: cytokine-mediated signaling pathway. Bases 56 to 2665 code for a protein of 869 amino acids. The record is from RefSeq and is a predicted model, not a curated record.